AUGGUGUUUUUGUGUCAACAGCCAGGUUUGGAUCGAUCUACUCUCAUGGAGCAAGCGGAGUUAUUGCAGGAGCGAAACGAGCUGAUUGAAGACGUUCGUUUCGUACGCCGGCUUCUGUUCGAAGAGCUCUGGGAACCACUGACCGCAAGUGAAGAGGAAAUGAAGGGAGAAGAAAAAGUACUAUCCUAUUUGGUUCGCGGCGAAGUCCGCAAAACCUGUUUCAAAAUUGAAGAUGACCAAUCGAUGUCCCUCAAAGUUAUUCUCUUUGGGUGCCAAGGAAGCGAACCCGCAGUUAGAGAAUGCACUAUGCACACAGGUUGCGGUUCUGUCGGUUCUCCACUCCUGAAUAAACCGGGAAACCGCUGGAAAGGCGACCGAAGAUGCGUCUGCCUCCACUUCGGAGACUUGGUCAUCGAGAAAAUCGGAGAGAGCACCGCUUUGCAAGCCUCCGUACGCGACGCUCUUCCCCGGAAGCACGACCUCAGUAAAAUUCGUAAACCUGGACGACGAAGAACUACGACUGCAGCUUGA
Molecule: messenger RNA, 531 nt
Organism: Cylicocyclus nassatus
Lineage: Eukaryota; Metazoa; Nematoda; Chromadorea; Rhabditida; Strongylidae
Source: the annotation of a GenBank genome assembly